Messenger RNA from Quercus robur (English oak), 2198 nucleotides. RefSeq lists its product as uncharacterized. NCBI's taxonomy places the organism in Eukaryota, Viridiplantae, Streptophyta, Magnoliopsida, Fagales, Fagaceae. The transcript has 6 exons. The record is from RefSeq and is a predicted model, not a curated record. Bases 10 to 2046 code for a protein of 678 amino acids. Gene Ontology annotation, molecular function: protein binding.
AGAAGAGAAAUGGAGAUAGAGAGAGACAUAGUGAGGGAGCGAGAGACAAAAACAGAGAGAAUUUUAUUAUUGACAGAAGCUUAUCGAGCAUUCAUGAGAAAGGAUUGGGCAGCGGUGAUGAAAUACUACGAGCACGAGGAUAAUGAUAGUGCAUACUUGGAUUAUCCUCUGACAAUCACCAAUGACACUGCGCUUCAUAUUGCAGUGUACAUCGAAAACAUGGAGUUGCCGAGGUUUUUAUUAGAUCAUGCAUCAUUUUCGUAUAACUUCGGGAAUAUAUUUGAAAACACAGCACUUCAUGAAGCGGCAGCAACUGGAAAUGUCGAAAUGGCAAAAAUGUUACUAGAUUUUGACAAAACUCUACUUGACCAAAAAAAUAAAGAAGGUGAAACUCCUUUGUUUAGGGCCGCUGCAUUUGGUAGGACAAAAAUGGUCAAGGUUUUGAUUGAGAAGAUUAUUGAAGUUAUUGACCUGGAAAGCAGGCCAAUGGAAAAGCACCGUAGGCGAGGAGACACCAAAUCCAUUCUUCAAACAGCUAUCAUCGGCAAACACUUUGAUACAGCUUUGGAGUUACUAAAAUGGGAUGUUUCGCUUCGAGACUUGGUGGAUAUAAAUGGCACCACAUGUUUUCAACUGCUAGCUAACAUGCCGUCUGCUUUCAAGAGUGGACACCCCAUGAGCAUAUUGGAGGGGCUACUCUAUCUUUGCCUUCCAGAUGAUGAUGACCUUCACGAUGACAAAGAGGAUGAAUCUUGGGCUACUUCAAGUCGAGGAGGAGAUCUUGAGUGUGGAUGUGGCUGGAGUUUCCCCCGCCAAUUCUGCCGCUCAGGUGACUAUAUAGCCAUGUCAAGGAUAUACCAUACUGUUUGGAGGUGCAUAGCUCAAGGAUUGCCAACAAUUAGAAGACUUUGGGACAUAAAAAUACAGCAAAAGAGAGUCAUGAAGCUUGCUACAAUUCUAGCUCAAAUAGACAAGACAUGGAUGAAUACAAAUAAGAACAGAGAUCAUGAAGCAGAAGGAGAAGAUUUUUAUGUUGUGGGGAAACAAGCAAUAGAAGAUUUAAGUAAGGAAGCUGGGCCUCCUCCGCUUAUUGCUUUAUCUUCUGAUACUCCACUAAUUUCAGCAGCAAGAAAUGGGAUCACAGAGAUUGUAGAGAUCAUUCUCAAACGGUAUCCUCAGGCAAUUGAGAAUAGAAAUGACCGACUUGAGAACAUACUUCACGUUGCAGCAAGAUAUCGAAGGAAAGAAAUCUUGGAUCUUCUACAACAAUCUCAGGUUCCAGUGCUGAGGCUUAAGAGGUUGAUCAACGUCGAUCUUGACACCAUUUUGCAUCAAGCUGCAUACUUGGGUGAGCAUCAGUUGAGGGAUAGGCCUGGGGAAGCCCUCCGCAUGCAGUCAGAAAUACAAUGGUUCAAGCGAGUGCAGAAACUUGUACCUCCAGAUUUUAUCAAAAACCAAAAUAAGAGUGAUCUGACUGCUGAAGAAUUGUUCACCAACCAACAUAAGCAACUGGUGGCAGAUGGCCAAGAAUGGCUAAUGCGAACAGCAAAGGCGUGCACUAUAGUUGCUGUCCUAAUAGCCACCGUUGCUUUUACCUGUGCCUACACCAUCCCUGGAGGUUCGAACUCAAGAACAGGACAUCCCUUGCUACACAAAGAAACUCCAUUUCACGUUUUCACAAUCUCAGACACAGUAUCACUCUGCUUCUCCCUGACUUCUGUGGUCGUGUUCCUCUCGAUUAUGACAUCGAGAAUGCACGAAAGGGAUUUCAGGAGGUCUCUUCCAUUGAAGCUAGGCUUGGGACUGACUACAUUGUUCUUUGCUGUGGCAGCCAUGAUGGUUGCUUUUGCUGCUACACUAGUGCUGAUGAUGCGACAGAGGCUACAUUGGGCUGCAAUUCCAAUUUACACUGUCACUUGUUGCCCAGUCACUGUUUUUAUUGCGCUUCAAUUCCCUCUUUAUCUCAAUAUUGCGUGGUUUACACUUAGUGAUGUGCUACAGAGUCUCAGCUACUCUCUUCCUCUUGGAAAAUGUAAAAGAUUUUGAGCUAUGUGGAGUAGCGCACCUAGGGUGAUUAUAUAGCUAUGCCUAAAAAUAAAAUGUCUUAUUUCAGAAUAAGUUGACUAGCACAGCUCUUUUCACAACUUACUUGAGUGAUGGUAAAUGAGUGAUAAACAAUAAAAGUAGCAUCAAUGAUA